CACAUCUUUACUCUGCUCUUUGCUCUUCUUAUUCUCCAUUACAUCUGUCCAUCUACUCAUACUAUUCACUCUUCACCAACAACCAGAAUCAUGCAAUUCAGCAACAAGCUCGUCUUUCUCUUUUACCUUUUGUUGGCAUUCGCUGCUUCCAACAUGAUUAUGGCUCUUCCUUUGCAUCGUCGCGGUUCGUCUUAUUCCGGUGAUGGCACUUUUUAUGCUGUCGGCUUGGGUUCCUGUGGCCAAACCAACAGCGAUAGCGAGAUGGUCGCUGCAUUGAGCUCGAGCUUGAUGGCAGGUGGCGAGAACUGUGGCAAGAAACUCACGGUGACCAGCGAUAGUGGAUCCGUUACUGUUACUGCUGUCGAUACCUGCCCUAGCUGCGCUACUGGUGAUGUUGAUUUCAGCUCUGCUGCUUUCCAGAAGUUGGGUGAUGUUGACGAAGGUCGCAUCCCCAUCGAAUGGUCCUUUGCCUAAAGGGAAGAAUGCCUUUCUUGCUCUCUUGUAACUUUUCAUCAUUCGCGCGCUGGUUUGCGUUAUGUAACUACUAUAAUUACCACUACACUUACUACUACCCCACCCUAAAUAGAAUUGAUUGUACAUUCAUGGUUUGCUUCACACAACCCUUUCCCUUCAAACCCCUUCAGCUGUUUCUCGAUUUCAUUGAUCUUCUUUGUUUUUUUUUUCAAUAUAUAUAUAUAUAUAGCACAUUCAUACUUACAUGUUUUUUCCAUAUCAUACCUACAGUUCUCCCCUUUUCUUUCGUCGAUUUAUCCCUCUUUCUGUUAUUUUGUGUAAAGUGCCUCGUCCUCAUGCAGGAGUGUAUCUUUGCAUAUAAGUACGCACACACAUGAAUAAACAGAUUUGAUGUAGCAUUCUCA
Zychaea mexicana is the source of this 878-nucleotide messenger RNA. RefSeq names its product RlpA-like double-psi beta-barrel-protein domain-containing protein-containing protein. The record is from RefSeq and is a predicted model, not a curated record. The transcript has a single exon. NCBI's taxonomy places the organism in Eukaryota, Fungi, Mucoromycota, Mucoromycetes, Mucorales, Lichtheimiaceae. The coding region runs from base 91 to 474 and encodes 127 amino acids.